This is a messenger RNA of Cyclospora cayetanensis, 1182 nucleotides long. Its product is annotated as enoyl-[acyl-carrier-protein] reductase [NADH] 2, chloroplastic. The record is from RefSeq and is a predicted model, not a curated record. NCBI's taxonomy places the organism in Eukaryota, Apicomplexa, Conoidasida, Eucoccidiorida, Eimeriidae. Gene Ontology annotation, molecular function: enoyl-[acyl-carrier-protein] reductase (NADH) activity. The transcript has 6 exons. Gene Ontology annotation, biological process: fatty acid biosynthetic process. The coding region runs from base 1 to 1182 and encodes 393 amino acids.
AUGGGCAGCAGUGGUGCUCAUGCUCGAGGAACUGACCUGCAGCAGGGGCUGCCCUCCCCCGCGGCACCCCCUCUCGCGAGUCUGCAGCAGCCUCACCACGAGUCGCAACGCGCGUUCGCGCCAUCGUCCACACUGCCUCCUAAGACAGCUGGCAGUCUCGCCUCUGCACAAGCUGGAUCGCUAUCAGCAGGCUUAGCAGGUGGAGAAGAGCUGCUGGGCGGACCGCUGCCCGUCGAUCUACGGGGAAAGACAGCCUUCGUAGCCGGGGUGGCAGACAGCAACGGCUAUGGCUGGGCGAUCUGCAAGCUGCUCAGAGCUGCAGGCGCGCGCGUGCUAGUCGGCACAUGGCCUCCCGUCUACUCCAUCUUCAUGAAAGGUCUCGAGGGCAGUCGCUUCCACGCCGAUAGCACCUACUCCCAGGAGCCAGAGGGCGACGCUGAGACGCGCGAGGCGGCCGAAAAGAUGGUCGAUAUGCAGUUUGCCAAGGUUUACCCGUUAGACGCAGUCUUCGAUACACCAGACGACGUGCCCCCAGAGAUCGCGAACAAUAAGCGAUACGCUGGUGUGGGGGGAUACUCCAUUUCCGAAGUGGCCGCCGCCGUGAAGGCCGAUGGAGAGCAAAUCGACAUCCUCGUGCACUCCCUUGCAAACGGCCCCGAGGUGACGAGGCCUCUUCUGCAAACCUCGCGAAAAGGGUAUCUUGCGGCAGUUAGCAGCAGCAGCUACUCGUUCGUUUCCAUGCUGCAGCACUUUCUGCCCCUUAUGAAGAAGGGCAGCAGCGCUUUGGCCCUCUCCUAUAUCGCCUCCGAGCGGGUUAUUCCAGGGUAUGGUGGGGGCAUGAGUAGUGCAAAAGCUGCAUUAGAGUCGGACUGCCGCACGCUGGCCUACGAAGCGGGAAGGGCCGGAGGCGUGCGGGUGAACUGCAUCAGUGCGGGGCCUCUCAAGAGUCGCGCAGCCUCGGCUAUUGGCAAGUCGGGAGACAAGACGUUCAUUGAUCUCGCGAUCGAUUACUCGAAGGCGAAUGCACCCUUGGAGCGAGACUUGGACAGCGACGAUGUGGGCCGAGCCGCCCUCUUUCUGCUCUCCCCUCUGGCGCGCGGCGUCACAGGAACGACGCUGUACGUAGACAACGGCCUGCACGCGAUGGGUCAAGCCCUGGACUCCAAGGCCCUUACUCCAUGA